This is a messenger RNA of Sitophilus oryzae (rice weevil), 3547 nucleotides long. Its product is annotated as putative nuclease HARBI1. Bases 2596 to 3378 code for a protein of 260 amino acids. The record is from RefSeq and is a predicted model, not a curated record. The transcript has 4 exons. Lineage: Eukaryota; Metazoa; Arthropoda; Insecta; Coleoptera; Curculionidae.
UCGAAGCACUGUGCGUCGUCGUCUAGAGGGACGAUCGGCGACAAGAGAGAUAGAUCUUUGUUUUUGUAGGCGGCUGACAAAAACGCAGUAUUCCUAAUUUUUUUGUACUGUUUAUUUUUUAAUAAACACUUGUUUUUCGAUUUCUUGUUUCAUUUGGAAACACUAGUACACAUCUAAAAGUUAGAUACAAUCCACCAACAAAGUUUAAACAUAUUUUGGUCCAUCGAGCCGGAUCUUUUGUCAUUAAAAGCAAUUAAUGAAAGUUUGGUCGCCAUUUUGUAUGCAUAAGUGCCUGCCCAGAAGAAGACGCCAAAGUGAGUAAUCCUUUAUUUUCCUAGUUUCCCACAUUAUUAUCGAUACUCCUGAUAUCCUUUUACAGGGCGGUCACAAUUUGUGCACGUAAUUGUAGUUUUUUUUAAUCGCAUUUUACUCAAUCGCUAAAUAAUCAUGCAAGAAUUAGAUAAGCUAAUUCGUAAACGGGGUAGUAUCAAAGCAAAAGUAACUAUUUUUUCUAAAUUUGUUGACCAAAUAAUAGCUCAAUUUCCGGACUUCCUCAUCACACAGCUUAAUUUACUUAAUGAAUUAGAAGAAAGAAUUGAACGAUUUGCAUCUGUACUAGACGAGUUUGAACAAAUACAGAUGGAAAUUGAUCAAUUUUCGCCCGAUAUCGAUGCGCAAUUUAAAGAAAGGGAGAACUUCGACCGGGAGUUUCAUUCCGUUCUGGGAAAAGCCAAAAAGUUUCGCAACAAAUCCGCCGUCGCCGCCGCCGGUGCCGAUCCUAGUUAUUCGAGCGAAGCGGGAGGUAGUGUGCAUUCCGUAAGGUCUGCCACCGGCGCGGGUUUGACUAGUAAUGUAAGGUUACCAGGACUGUGCGGAUUUUCUAAAAUUGAGCGUCAACGACCGUCUGAAUCGCGUAAAAAAGAAGAGGUUGUGCAUUAAUUGUUUGCGACCGGGACAUUUAGUAAAACAAUGUCGUUCUAGCUCCUGCAAAACUUGUAAAGGUCGUCACAACAACCUUUUGCAUUUUUCUAACACUAUCAAAGAUAGUCAGGAAAAGGAGAAAUCAAAUUCGGAAAGUAUAGUUUGUUCCGCACAAAACUCAAUUUUCAAAAAUCAGGUUUUGUUAUCAACAGUUUCCGUUCGUAUAUUUGAUAAUAAUAACAAAAUGCAUAUAGCACGAGCUUUACUAGACUCAGGGAGUCAAAGUAGCUUUAUUACUGCCAGUUUCGCAAAAAGAUUAAAUCUAGAUUUAUCGCAUAUUGAUAUAAAGGUUUGUGGUUUAAAUCAAGCCGAGUCAACAGUUAAACACAAAACUACUUUGGUUAUUCAUUCAUGUCACAACAAUUUUAGUACCGAAGUUUCAUGUCUAGUAGUGCCUCAGAUUGCUGGUACAUUACCCAACUUUCCUGUUGACUACAAUUCUUUGCAAAUUCCUGGCCAUUUAGAACUGGCAGAUCUAGACUUUUGUAAGCCGGGGAAAAUAGAUAUUCUUUUAAGCGCUGAUCAAUUUUGGUAUCUCAUAUGUGUAGGGCAAGUAAAACAAGCAAACCGCGGUGCUAUUCUGCAGAAAACCAAGUUAGGGUGGAUCAUCUCUGGUUCUGUUAGUUUGAAGUCACCAAAGAUUGUCCAGUAUAAUUUUUUACUAAUUUUAAUAUUGACAAACAACUCUCGCGAUUUUGGGAGAUCGAGAAAGUUUCUACUUCAAGGCCCUUGUCCCAAGAAGAAAAAAAUUGUGAAUCACAUUUUGUAGAAACGGUUCAUCGAACCGACUCCGGUCAAUUUAUUGUGACGAUUCCUUUGAAGGAGGAUCCUGAGGUUCGUGGAGAUUCGUAUUACAACGCGAAAAAGCGACUUUUAUCUUUAGAGCGUAAAUUUAAAUGUAAGCCGGAUUUUAAAAAGAAUAUGUCAAAUUUAUAAACGAAUAUCUCGCGCUGGGGCACAUGUCAAAGGUCGGUGAUGAAGAUUCGCGAAAGUCAUAUUUUCUACCUCAUCAUGGUGUUACUAAUGGCCGUACCUAUAGUCCGAUCUCAAUCUCAGACUUGAGUCGAACUUAGCCAGGCCUUACUCAAGACUUGAGAUUCCGUCUCUACUAUAGUCAAACCUUCGGGUAUUCUCGGCGAAGCAAAGUUUGAGCAAGCGAUGUCUAGUAACAUUUGUUUUUUUUAGUAACAAUUCUAGUGAUUUUUGAAAUGUAACAUUUGAAACACUGCGUAAACAUAACCAAUUUUUUAUAAUUUUCCAACUCGUCUUUUUACUUUUGUCUGCCUUUUCCUGUGUGUUUCUGAUUUUGAUUGUGUUUUGCCGUUUUUGUUAUAAUUAUAAAUGGAUCAAGUCACGAUUUUGACGAUUUCCGAGAGUAUCUCGACUAUUUGGAAGAGGUAGUCGAAAAUGAAAGAGUGCCCAAAAGGUAUAUUCGAGAUGCCGAAAAUCGUAUUGACUUUUACAAUGACAAAGAUUUUCGAUACCGAUACCGUUUUUCAAAAGCUAUUGUUCUGGAGGUUAUACUACCACGCAUUAUACAUCGUUUAGUACGAGUUAAUAACCGAGGCUUACCCAUAUCACCCUUAAUACAGCUAUUAACUUGUUUACGCUAUUAUGGAACAGGAAAUUUUCAGUGGGGAUUUACGAGGAAUAAGUCAACAAUCGGUAUCCCUUAGAAUAAGAAUGAUUUCGAAGGAAAUAUGUAGGCUUUUGCCUGAAUAUAUUCAGCAUCCUGGCUUAGAACAAAAGCGACGAAACGUACGAUUGUUUCAGGCAAUAGCUGGAUUUCCUGGGGUGGCAGCAUGCAUAGAUUGUACACACAUAAAAAUCGUUAGCCCAGGAGGCGAUAAUGCUGAAGUUUUCAGAAAUCGCAAAGGCAUCUUCUCCUUGAAUGUUCAAGUUGCAGUUGGUCCUCAGAUGGAAAUGUUGGAUAUUGUUGUCAGACAUCCCGGAUCAGCUCAUGACAGUGUAAUCUUCGAUAGAAGUGCUCUUCGAGUAUUUUGUGAAAGAGGACAAAUGGGUGGCUUUCUUUUGGGGGAUAAUGGAUAUCCUUGUCGACCAUACUUGCUGACACCAGUAAUUCAUCCAGGUAAUGUACGUGAUGAACGCUACAACAGAGCUCACAAGAGUACAAGAAACAUUGUUGAACGUGUGUUUGGUGUUUAUAAACGAAGGUUUCCAUGCUUGUAUAGAGGUCUGACAACAAAAUUAGAAACAACCCAAGCAAUAAUUUGUGCUACAGCAACUUUAUAUAAUUUAGGUGUAAAAUGUAAAGACAACUUUAUUUUUGAGGACGAGGUGGCUGAGAAUAUAGAUGAUGAUAUUGGCAAUAUUAAUGUUCCGUUGGAUCAGUUAGGGUUAGGUUUUAGAAAUGAAUUUAUACAAAAUCAUUUUUAGUAUUAUUUUUGUUUGCUAAUAGCACUGGUAGUAUAUUCAACCAGUGUUUUUUUUUAAAUAUUAAUUGUAGUAAGAAUGUGUUGGUUUUAAAAUUUCCUUAUGCUUUUUAUAAAUAUGUUAUAAGCAUUACUUUAAUUUGUGUUUAAAUUUUUGUGGUUAAAAUGAUGAU